UCUUCACAAACGCCUCUCUUUCCCUUCCCCACUCCUCUUCCUCAGUAGAGAGAGGAAAAAAAAAACAAUCUCUCUCUCUCUCUCUCUCUAAAAAAAUUCACUUUCUCUCUCUCCAAAAAUCUAAUCUUUAUAUCUCUAUCUUUAUUUAGAUAGAUAGAUACACAUACAUCUGUAUCUAUCACUAUUUCUCGAUUCGUUUUCUUUCAGAUUUGCUAGUUUUUGUUUUUUGUGUGUUCGAAUUAAUCGGACGGUGGAGAAUUGAGGUAUGCAGGCUGAUCAGACGGUGAUAAGUUUGAGACCAGGUGGUGGUGGUGGUAACAGAAGCAGAGUGCUUGUGGGCCCUCGCUUUGAAACCUCAUCUACUACCAAUUCUGAUCUUCUUCGACCACAUGUUGGUUCUUUCAAGACUGGAGAUCGUUUUGAGAGCCAUGGACACGUUCGGUAUACUCGAGAUCAGCUCCUGCAACUGAGGGAGGUGGUUACCCAACAGUUACCUGAGGUUAUUCUACAAAUCAAACAAGAAGUUGAAGCUGAACUGUUUGGUGAAGAUGCCUCUCGAGGUCGUGUGGAUAGCAGUGUGCAGGUUCAGUCUCAGGGUCGUUAUUCUGAACCAGACAAUCGUGACUGGCGUAAUAGGUCAACACAAUCUGCCCCCAUAGAAGAAAGGUCAUGGGAAGCACUUCGAGAAAACAGGGAAUUUGGUGGCCGAUUCGACUCUAGACAGCAAGAAGCAAACCAGUAUAAUCGGCAAGAGCAGCUCAGUUCACAGUUUGGAAGAGCUCACAUAUCUGCCAACCAAGGGGGAGGUCCUGCUCCUACACUGAUCAAAGCGGAGGUGCCAUGGUCAGUCCGAAGGGGCACACUUUCUGACAAAGAUCGUGUGUUGAAAACAGUCAAGGGAAUACUCAACAAGUUGACCCCGGAGAAAUUUGAUCUUCUCAAAGGUCAAUUAAUAGAUUCAGGGAUAACAAGUGCCGACAUUCUAAAGGGUGUGAUCUCCUUGAUAUUUGACAAAGCCGUAUUGGAACCCACCUUUUGCCCGAUGUAUGCACAGCUGUGUUCUGAUCUCAAUGAGAAGCUUCCUCCAUUUCCAUCUGAUGAACCUGGCGGAAAAGAAAUCACGUUUAAGCGAAUUCUUUUGAAUAAUUGCCAAGAGGCAUUUGAAGGUGCUGACCAACUGAGGGAAGAAGUGAGACAAAUGACUGCUCCGGAGCAGGAGUCAGAACGCAAAGACAAAGAAAGAUUGAUCAAAUUGCGCACUCUUGGAAAUAUUCGUCUUAUUGGGGAGCUUUUGAAGCAGAAGAUGGUUCCUGAAAAGAUUGUUCAUCACAUCGUUCAGGAACUAUUAGGACAAGAUCCCAAAAGCUGUCCGGAAGAAGAGAACGUUGAAGCUAUAUGUCAGUUCUUCAACACCAUCGGUAAGCAGCUUGAUGAGAAGCAAAAAUCAAGGCACAUCAAUGAUAUUUAUUUUAACCGAUUGAAGGAAUUAUCAACAAACCCCCAGCUGGCAUCACGACUAAGGUUUAUGGUGCGUGAUGUGCUGGAUUUACGUGCCAAUAACUGGGUCCCUAGGCGGGAAGAGGUGAAAGCCAAAACCAUCAAUGAGAUUCACUCGGAAGCAGAGAAGUCUAUGGGGUUGCGUCCUGGUGCUACAGCAAGCAUUAGAAAUGCUCGUGCCAUUCCUUCAGGUGCUCAAGGAAAUUUGGGCGCUGGUGGCUACCGACCUGGCGCUGGUGGUAUGAUGCCAGGAAUGCCAGGUGUAAGGAAGAUGCCUGGGAUGCCGGGAAUGGAUAAUGACAACUGGGAGGUUCAAAGGUCACGGUCGAUGCCAAGAGGUGUUCAGCCACCAUUGAUCGGCAAGUCGCCCUCCUUGAACACAAGGCAGCUGCCUCAGGGGAGCGGUGGCGUCAUUAGUGGCCGGAGUAGCGCCCUCUUGCAAGGCAGUGGUGUACCUCCCGUCCGGCCAUCAGGCUAUGCCUCCGCAAUGGAGCCUGUAUCACAAGUUCCUGAACCGGUUAGGCCGUCUCCAGCUACUACUGUUUCCCCUGUUGCUGAGAAACCUCAGGCUCCAGCUGCAAGGUCAAAUCCAGAGGAACUGAAAAGAAAAACAGUUUCUCUUUUGGAGGAAUAUUUUAAUGUUCGGCUUUUGGAUGAAGCUUUGCAGUGCAUUGAGGAACUCAAAUCCCCUGACUUCUACCCCGAGGUUGUCAAAGAAACCAUAUCACUUGGACUGGACAAAAGCCCUCCCCGUGUCGAACCAGUUGCACAACUUCUUGAAUACUUGUUUGCUAAGAAGGUUUUUACUGCUAUAGACUUGGCCACUGGAUGCGUGAACUUUGCUUCUCUGUUGGAUGAUCUUGCAAUGGAUUUGCCAAAAGCACCAGCAAAUUUCGGGGAGAUAGUUGCAAAGCUAGUUUUGACAGGGGCGGUAGACUUCAAGUUGGUGCAUGAGAUCCUGAAGAAGGUAACAGAUGAUCUAUACCAGAAGGACUUGUUUGUAGCCAUCACCGGAGUUAUUACCUCUAGCCCUACGGGUCAAGGAGUAUUAGAUUCACAGGCACCUGAUAUUGAAGCCUGCAAAAAUCUGCUCCAGUAAAGCUCAACUCUUUGCUUGGAGGAGUGAUGUAACUGCGCAGAUGGAAUAUGCUCAAACUCACUUUUCCUGGCAAUGGCCUUCUCCAUUUAUGCCCAGUGAAGUAGAGCAACUAUAUUGCAGUUUUCAUCGCUGUAACGAUCAAGAACAGGUGAUUUUAUAUGAGUUGUAUACUUUCCCAAGGUGUGUUCAUUAGACAAAGAUUUUGCGACAUGGUAAAUUAUAUGCCAUAUUUGCACGAGGCAAUGGGGCUGCUUACGGAGCCCGGCUAUUUUGUAUUCCAUUAGUUUUUUAAUCAUUUUUUCUCUUGACUUUGUUAAAUUAAGUUUUGUCAAACUUGUGAGUUCAUAAAUGCAACUGUUCCAAUCUUUACACCAUUCUGAAGUAGAAGUUGAAAACAGAAGUUUGUCUCA
Nicotiana attenuata is the source of this 3006-nucleotide messenger RNA. RefSeq names its product eukaryotic translation initiation factor-like. Gene Ontology annotation, molecular function: mRNA binding; protein binding; translation initiation factor activity. The record is from RefSeq and is a predicted model, not a curated record. Gene Ontology annotation, cellular component: eukaryotic translation initiation factor 4F complex. The transcript has 9 exons. Lineage: Eukaryota; Viridiplantae; Streptophyta; Magnoliopsida; Solanales; Solanaceae. Bases 266 to 2596 code for a protein of 776 amino acids.